AUGGACCCUUCAUACUCAUAUUCGCAAUGGUCCGAUUAUAAUAAUGCUUACUAUACCACGGACCCUUCUAUAAUCAGCCCAAGUUCAACAUCAUCAUCCUCUCCUACCAUCUCCAACCUUCAACACCACGGUGCUCAGUACGCUCAAUACUCCUACCCAACCGAAUCCGCUUCCUCACCCGGCACGGUCUCCGGUCCUGACAGCGUCGUCGGCGAGACCAACACAUCAUCCUCCUCGAAGUCCGACCGGGUCUACUCAACUAGCGCCAAGCGCCGCGCCCAGAACCGCCUCGCCCAACGCGCCUUUCGCGAGCGCAAGGAGAAAUACGCCCGCGAUCUCGAGCACGAGUACGCGUCGCUGAUGAACAAGUAUUCCAACUUGGAGAUUCAGUACGCAGAGCUGGAUACCAACUGCCAGAAACUAAGGCAGGCGGUCGAAGUGCUGAUGUCGCAGGAGGAGGGAUCGAAUGGCACGGACCCGAGGUUAAAACGGCUGGUGGACGUGUUGUCGCAGGUUUAG
Eremomyces bilateralis CBS 781.70 is the source of this 519-nucleotide messenger RNA. RefSeq lists its product as uncharacterized. Gene Ontology annotation, molecular function: transcription cis-regulatory region binding; DNA-binding transcription activator activity, RNA polymerase II-specific. NCBI's taxonomy places the organism in Eukaryota, Fungi, Ascomycota, Dothideomycetes, Eremomycetales, Eremomycetaceae. Bases 1 to 519 code for a protein of 172 amino acids. Gene Ontology annotation, cellular component: RNA polymerase II transcription regulator complex. The transcript is spliced from 2 exons. The record is from RefSeq and is a predicted model, not a curated record.